GGCAAGGGAGUCACUCCUCCCUUCUCUCUCUCCCUCUCCAGCUCUCAAAACUUUCCAAGUUUGGAUUAACUGAACGGGGGCUCCUCCAGGACGCUGGACUCCUGAGCCCCCACUUUCCCUCAAAACGCGCCCCACGCCCGGUGCUUUAAAGGAGGGGACACCGCCAUGCAUUGAUGGGGAGAGGUUGCUUACUUGCAGGGUCUUGACGCCGUUCCAGAGGCGCUGUGAGUUCUGCUAAACUGGGGGGGCCGCCAGGCCGAGGUCAGAGACCUCCACCCGCCACCAGCAUGAAUCCUGCCUCUGGAUUAACGCUGCUGCUCCCCCUUGUCAACCUCGUCUACUUGCUGCUGGUGGGCUGCACCGCUGAAAGUCCCCCCGAAUUCAUCAAGAACCCUGUGGACCAGAUCGGGGUCUCCGGAGGGGUGGCAUCCUUCGUCUGCCAAGCGAGGGGAGACCCCAAGCCCCGCGUCACCUGGAACAAGAAGGGGAAGAAAGUGAACUCCCAGAGGUUUGAGACGAUUGAGUUUGACGAAGGUGCCGGCGCUGUCUUGAGGAUCCAGCCCCUCCGCACUCCCAGGGACGAAAACAUUUAUGAAUGUGUUGCUCAGAACUCCGUGGCAGAGAUCACCGUCAACGCCAAACUGACUGUCCUGAGAGAGGACCAGCUGCCUUCCGGCUUCCCCAUCAUCGACAUGGGACCCCAGCUGAAAGUGGUGGAGCGCACAAGAACCGCCACCAUGCUCUGCGCAGCCAGUGGCAACCCAGAUCCAGAGAUCACGUGGUUCAAAGACUUUUUGCCCGUUGACCCCAGCGCCAGCAACGGAAGGAUAAAGCAGCUGAGAUCAGGUGGCCUUCAGAUCGAAAGCAGCGAAGAGACUGACCAGGGGAAGUACGAGUGUGUGGCCAGCAACAGCGCCGGCGUGCGAUACUCCUCACCCGCAAACCUAUAUGUGAGAGUGCGUCGCGUGGCCCCUCGCUUCUCCAUCCCCCCCUCCAGCCACGAGAUCAUGCCCGGGGGCAACGUCAACAUCACCUGCGUGGCGGUGGGCUCCCCUAUGCCCUACGUCAAGUGGAUGCAGGGGGCGGAAGACUUGACACCGGAGGACGACAUGCCUGUGGGCCGGAACGUCCUGGAACUGACCGACGUGAAGGACUCGGCCAACUAUACCUGUGUGGCCAUGUCUAGCCUGGGCGUCAUCGAAGCUGUGGCACAGAUCACCGUGAAAUCGCUCCCCAAGGCUCCCGGGACCCCCAUCGUGACAGAGACGACCGCCACAAGCAUUACCAUCACGUGGGACUCGGGGAACCCCGACCCCGUGUCCUACUACGUGAUCGAGUACAAGUCGAAGAGCCAGGACGGGCCCUACCAGAUCAAGGAAGACAUCACCACCACCCGCUACAGCAUCGGGGGGCUCAGCCCCAACUCAGAGUAUGAGAUCUGGGUGUCGGCUGUCAACACCAUCGGGCAGGGGCCUCCCAGCGACCCCGUGGUGAUGCGGACAGGGGAGCAGGCGCCGGCCAGCGCCCCCCGCAACGUCCAGGGCCGGAUGCUGAGUGCCUCGACCAUGAUCAUCCAAUGGGAGGAGCCCGUGGAGCCGAACGGUCAGAUCCGCGGCUACAGGGUCUACUACACCAUGGAGCCAGACCAGCCGGUCAGCAACUGGCAGAAGCACAACGUGGACGACAGCCUGUUGACCACCGUCAGCAGUCUCCUGGAGAUGGAAACCUACACCGUUCGGGUCCUGGCUUUCACUUCCGUGGGAGACGGGCCGCUCUCGGACCCGAUCCAAGUCAAAACCAAGCAAGGAGUUCCCGGGCAACCCAUGAACUUCCGGGCAGAAGCCAAGAGCGACAGCAGCAUUUUGCUGACCUGGAGUCCUCCCCGCCAGGACAUCAUAUUGAAGUAUGAGCUGGUUUUCAAAGACGCCACGCAGGCAAAACCCGAGACGAGGACCUUUGACCCCGUGACCUCGUUCACUGUGAGAGACCUGAAGCCCAACACAGAGUAUGUCUUCAAACUGGCUGCUCGCUCGGCCUUGGGCAUUGGGGCCGAAACCCCGGAGGUCAGGGAGCGAACCCUGCAGGCUAAACCGUCCGCCCCCCCUCGAGACGUAAAAUGUGUCAGCACCAGAUCCACGGCCAUUCUGGUAAGUUGGCGCCCCCCUCCAGCCGAAAGCCAAAAUGGCGUCUUGAACGGAUAUAGCGUUCGCUACCGAGCCCUGGACUCAGAGGACAUGGAGCCGAGAGAGGUGACCAACAUUCAGGCAACCACCAAUCAGAUCCUCCUGGAAUCCCUGGAGAAGUGGACGGAAUAUCGCAUCACUGUGGUGGCACACACGAUUGUGGGACCCGGGCCAGAAAGCUCGCCGGUCAUCGUCCGCACCGACGAAGACGUGCCCAGUGCCCCGCCACGCAAAGUGGAAGUGGAGGUUCUGAAUUCGACCGCCAUCCAAGUGUUCUGGCGCUCGCCGCUCCAGAACCGCCAGCACGGGCAGAUCCGCGGCUACCAAGUACACUACAUCCGAAUGGAGAACGGAGAGGCCAGCGGUCUACCCCAGAUCAAGGACGUGAUGCUGGCUGACGCUCAGGAAAUGAUCAUCGCUGGGCUGCAGCCAGAGACUGCCUAUUCCAUCACUGUGGCUGCCUACACCAUGAAGGGAGACGGCACUCGCAGCAAACCCAGGCUGGUCGUGACCAAGGGGGCAGUCCCAGGGAAGCCGAUCCUGUCCGUCCACCCGACUCAAGAAAACGCCCUGCUGGUCAAGUGGGAGCCUCCCCUGGACGCAGAGGGCCAGGUGCUGGGCUACCGCUUGCAGUUUGGCCGCCGGGACGUUGACCCCUUGGCGACGCUGGAAUUCUCCUCCGAGGAGGACAGGUACACCGCCACCAACAUCCACCGAGGGGCCACGUACGUCUUCAAGCUGGCCGUCAAAAGCCGGUCCGGCUUCGGGGAGGAAGCGGUCCAGGAGCUCACCAUCCCGGAAGACGUGCCCAAGGGCUACCCGCAGAUCCUCGAGGCCAGCAACAUCACCUCCAAGUCCGUGCAGUUCCACUGGAUGCCCCCUGUCAUGGCCGAGAGGAACGGGGUCAUUGUCAAGUACACCGUGGCUUACCGAGAAGCCGCCUCUUCCGGGAGCCCGCAGGAGAAGGAGCUCCCUCCGUCUCCCGAGAACUCGUACACGCUGAACGGCCUCAAGCCCAACACGGCCUAUGAUGUUAAAAUCCGAGCCCACACCAGUAAAGGUCCCGGGCCGUACAGCCCUUCUGUCCAAUACCGGACGUUCCUCCUGGACCAAGUUUUCCCCAAAAACUUCAAAGUGAGGAUGGUGACCAAGACGUCGGUCCUCCUAGGAUGGGAGUUCCCCGAGAAUUACAACUCUGCCGUUCCGUACACGAUCCAGCAUGAGGGCAAAGAGAUUGAAGUUGACGGCCGCGCCACUAAGAAGCUCAUCACCAACCUAAGACCUCACAUGUCGUACAAGUUCAUCCUGAAAGGUCCGAAGGGGACCUUGGGGAACCUCCAGCAGCAGGUGGAGGUUUCGACGGCAGCCAACCUGCUCAGCCGGAAGCCAGAGGUGACCUACAGACACGAUAUGGACGGGAGCAUCAUGGUGAACCUGCCGGAAGUGAAAGGCUCAGAUUCACCCGCGCAGGCAUACUUCAUCGUGGUUGUCCCCCUGAAGAAAUCCAAAAGCGGCCAGUUUCAGAACAUAUACCACAGUCCGGAAGAGAUGGACUUGGAGGAGUUGAUUCAGAUCUCCAGGCUGCAACGCCGCAGCCUCCGCCACUCCCGCCAGCUUGACCUCCACAAACCCUACAUCGCCGCCCGCUUCAACACCCUGCCUUCCUACUUCAUCCUUGGGGACAUGAAGCGCCACGACGGCUUUGAGAACAAAGCCUUGGAACCCGGUCAGAAGUACGUCAUUUUCGUCCUGGCCGUGCUGCGGGCAUCCGAUUCGUUAUACGCUGCCAGCCCCUUUUCUGACCCGAUCCAGAUAGACAACCCGGACCCACAGCCAAAGAUUGACGGAGAGGAGGGACUGAUCUGGGUGAUUGGGCCGGUCUUAGCCGUGGUCUUCAUCAUCUGCAUCGUCAUCGCAAUCCUCCUCUACAAAAACAAACGAAAAGACUCUGAGCCGCGCAUCAAGUGCAUGCUGAACAACGCGGAGAUCACUCCCCACCACCCCAAGGACCCUGUCGAGAUGAGGCGGAUCAACUUCCAGACCCCAGAUUCUGGGCUGAGCAGUCCCCUCAGUGACCCUGAGUUUGACCUUGAAAGUAUGCUGAGCCACCCACCCAUCCCCAUUUCGGAGCUGGCAGACCACACAGAGCACCUCAAGGCGAACGACAACCUGAAGCUCUCUCAGGAGUACGAGUCCAUCGAUCCGGGUCAGCAGUUCACUUGGGAACACUCCAACCUCGAGGUGAACAAGCCGAAAAACCGCUACGCCAACGUGAUCGCCUACGACCAUUCCCGCGUCAUUUUGCUGCCCAUUGAAGGAAUCGUGGGCAGCGACUACAUUAACGCCAACUACAUUGACGGCUACCGUAAGCAGAAUGCGUACAUCGCCACGCAGGGGCCCCUUCCGGAGACUUUUGGGGACUUCUGGAGGAUGGUGUGGGAGCAACGCUCGGCCACGGUGGUGAUGAUGACCAAACUGGAGGAGAAAUCACGGAUAAAGUGUGACCAGUACUGGCCAGGCCGUGGCACUGAGACGUACGGAAUGAUUCAAGUCACCUUGCUGGAUACAAUCGAGCUGGCCACGUUCUGCGUCCGGACUUUCUCGCUUCACAAGAACGGCUCCAGCGAGAAACGGGAAGUUCGGCAGUUCCAGUUCACGGCCUGGCCUGAUCACGGUGUCCCCGAGUACCCCACCCCAUUCCUGGCCUUCCUCAGAAGAGUGAAAACUUGCAACCCGCCCGAUGCAGGGCCCAUUGUUGUGCACUGCAGCGCUGGGGUCGGCCGCACGGGCUGCUUCAUCGUGAUCGACGCCAUGCUGGAGAGGAUAAAACACGAGAAGACGGUGGACAUUUACGGCCACGUCACUCUCAUGAGGUCUCAGAGAAAUUACAUGGUGCAGACAGAGGACCAGUACAGCUUCAUACACGACUCCUUGCUGGAAGCCGUCGCCUGUGGGAACACAGAAGUCCCCGCUCGCAAUCUGUACACCUACAUUCAGAAGCUGGCGCAGAUAGAAGUUGGGGAGCACGUCACUGGCAUGGAGCUCGAAUUCAAGAGACUCGCCAACUCCAAAGCCCACACCUCCCGGUUCAUCAGCGCCAACCUCCCAUGCAACAAGUUCAAGAACCGCCUUGUCAACAUCAUGCCAUACGAGACCACGCGGGUCUGCCUACAACCUAUCCGAGGGGUCGAGGGGUCUGACUACAUCAACUCCAGCUUCAUUGAUGGGUACAGGCAACAGAGAGCGUACAUCGCCACGCAAGGCCCUCUGGCGGAGACCACAGAGGACUUCUGGCGGAUGCUGUGGGAGAACAACUCCACCAUUGUCGUGAUGCUGACCAAACUACGAGAGAUGGGGCGGGAGAAGUGUCACCAGUACUGGCCAGCAGAGAGGUCCGCCCGGUACCAGUACUUUGUGGUCGACCCCAUGGCUGAAUACAACAUGCCUCAAUACAUCCUCCGGGAGUUCAAGGUCACCGAUGCAAGGGAUGGCCAGUCACGGACCGUGCGUCAGUUCCAGUUCACGGACUGGCCAGAGCAAGGCGUGCCAAAAUCCGGUGAAGGCUUCAUUGAUUUCAUUGGGCAGGUGCAUAAAACCAAGGAGCAGUUUGGCCAAGACGGGCCCAUCUCCGUCCACUGCAGUGCUGGUGUGGGCAGGACCGGCGUCUUCAUCACCCUCAGCAUCGUCCUGGAGAGAAUGCGCUAUGAGGGCGUGGUGGACAUCUUCCAGACAGUGAAGAUGCUGCGGACGCAGAGGCCUGCCAUGGUGCAGACGGAGGAUGAAUAUCAGUUCUGUUACCAAGCGGCGCUGGAAUACCUGGGCAGUUUUGAUCACUAUGCAACAUAAAAACAAAAAAACAAAAAACCGCCAACUCUGAAACAGAAAAACAAAAACAAAGCCAUCCGUUGCACGGACUCUGAAAACUUACAGUCCUGGAAGGUCUUCUCUUUCGAGCCAGAGAGGUGAACUUUGACCUUUUUCUAUUAGAAAAAAGAAAAAAGAAAAUUGCAGACUGAAUUCCGAAGGAAGCUGCCGCCUGUGCCCACUCAGCCCCCCCCUGUUUUGGGAUGCUACAGUGGGGGGGGGACAAUCAGCUAGUGAAGCGGCCAGUAGUUCCGCGCCCCCCACCCCACCCCAGGAGCUAACCCUGCACCUCUGGGGCUCCCUCUCUCUCCUGACCCGAGGCAACUCAGGGUGGAGGGUGCCCCCCCCUUCGCCUUUUUCUCUUUAAAAGUGGUGAACUUGUCGUUCUUACCUCAUGUGGUGUUUGCGGCGUGGGGGGCGGUGCCAGAUGGACCCCAAGCGCUUCGGCGGGAUUUUUGAAACAAACCAACGCCAGAGAGAGAGAGAGAGAGCCAGCCCCCCCUCCCCCGCAUAUACACCUUGAAAGACAGCGGCCAAAGUCGGGAGGCGGAAGAACGAACCAGGCGGGGGCCGGCAAGGAACGACAAGCACGGCCCCCGACACACUCGCGUUUUAAGAGUUCGGUUUGCAUACUAAUCUAGUUGGUGAGUUUUAGAGGAAGCCACUCGCAGGGUUGUUGGGUUUUUUUUGCAGACAGGAGCAGAGAGAGAGAGAGAUUGAGAGAGAGCGAUUGAGAGAGGGGGGGGUUGGGACAGAAAGCAAGAAUCAGCCAGCCUUGAGCACCGACUGAGCCAAUUUUUCACCCAGCAAGCAUUCUCCUUUAUUUUCUUUUUUUGGAGGGGAUUGCAACCUCUGGUUUCAAUGGUAGAUAUGUUUUGGCACCCUGCAGAAAAGUGGGGUGUGCACAGUGCUUUUUUCUGGGGGUGCUCAAGGGGUACACUGUACUAGCACCCCUUUUUUCUAGAAGAAAAGCACUGGGUGUGGGGUUCCUCAACACACACACACACGAUCAUGUAUCUCUCACCUUUUGAAAACUCUGAACAUUCCACAUCCUUAUGAUUCCACAGUUUUUAUGUUGAAAUAAAAACUGCGAUAAGGAGCUAUCAGGGACCCAAAAUGUCUCUCGAUCAGGAAAACACUCUCCCUUCUUCUUCUUCCUCCUCCCCGCUCGACAAAUAUCCUUUUUCACUUGACCCCUUCCCCACACAAAAUUAUCCCAGCAUUUUUGUUCGGUUUCAUUUCAGCUCCCUCACAGCCUUUUACUCUCACGGGUGGAGGUUAUGAAACACCUUUUUUAAAAUUAAAAAAACCCACAUGAUUCCAUUAGCACAUCAAAAGCUGACCUUUUCUUUUUUCUUUUUUUCCUCCUGUUGCAAAACCAUGUAUUUUUUUGUGGGGGUGUUUUGUGCCCUCCCCCACCCCUCUCCACCAGAUGCCAAAGAGAAAAAUGGUCAAUUUUUUCAGAGGCCCCUGGAACAGGAUGGAUCUUUUGAAAAAAAAAGGGGGGGGAGGAUUUUUGUUGUUGUCAAGGCUGAUAGGACCAUCAAUCAACAGAGGAAAAGAAGAUCUCCCAAUUGCAGCACACGAGGACCCAGGACUUAUGGAAACGGUGGGGGGGGGGGCCUGGGGGCUGGAGAGAACCUUGCAAGUGGCUCUCUUUAAAGAGAUGUUCAUGUAUCUCUAGCAAGUGGCAUUCAUUUUUUAUUUUGAGUAUCUCUCUCUCUUUCUCUUUUUAAAAUAGUGUAUUUUUUUUCCUUUUUAAAAAAAAACAUGUAAAAAAAUUACAGGAGAAUAUCAGUCAAUGAAUUUACACAAAAAAAGCAAAAAAAAAGCAAAUUACUUAUUUGUUCAUAUUAUGUUCAAAGACAGUCUAUUUUUUCACUGUAGAAACGUUAUGUGUAAUGGCUGUGUGAGAUAAGAUUGGGGGGGGGGAAUGCCGUAUGAUUAUAAUUGCUACUUUUACAUCUUGCUUUUUUUACCAUUUUGAAAAGAAAUGAAGAAAGAAGAAAGGUUUAACUUGCUCACAUACGAACAAACCUUCGCCGUUUUUUUCUUUUUUUAAAAAAAUUACGCUUCUUCUUGUUGUUAGCUGUUUAUUAUUUUCUCCCUUUUCCAAGGGGCUUGGUUAAUAAGGGGCAUGAGGGAUGAGGAGGUGGCACAGACAGGACCCAUCGCUUAAUUUUUUUGGGGGGGGGUGUCGCAUUCCCCGCUCCGGCAGCCUGCAUUUUGUAUGCCUGACCAAUGGCGAAACGGAACAUUAAACCAGGCACCCGUCUGCCACCCGGACACAGACGGACACUUGAAUCCAGAGAACUGUACUUGGGAGUUCCCUAAGGAGGUGCCCGCUUUGCAAAGCAAGGACAGCGGCACCAAACACCCUGCUUUUAGCCAGCACUGAAAGGGGCUGUAAAAAAAAACAACAGCAGCAAAGGUGUUUGCUGGUCGCCAUUAACUGCUUGGGGGGCUGCAUUCAGCCAGGGGGGGGGGUUCAUAUGAAGACCUUUCCGCUGCAAAAUGGGAGUUUAUUGGAUGUGCUGAAUGUCAGUUCGAAACCCUGCUCAGCCUUAAUAGAGAAAUACUGGGUGGAUUUGGGCCAGUAUCUCUCUCUCUCUCUUUCUUUCUUUCGCUCUCUCUCUCUCUCUCUGCCUCUCUGCCUAACCUACCUCGCAGGGUUGUUUUGAGGCUUAAAUGCUGCCCUCCCCAGCCACUCCAGAGCUUCGUAGGCGGUAAAACAGCGGGUACCGAAUGGGAUUGCUUCUUCCCACACGUUCUCUGGUUUAAGGCAGCAAGACCUUUGGAUGGCAGUAAAAA
This is a messenger RNA of Zootoca vivipara (common lizard), 8858 nucleotides long. It is a transcript of the gene PTPRS, whose product is annotated as protein tyrosine phosphatase receptor type S. Gene Ontology annotation, molecular function: protein tyrosine phosphatase activity; protein binding. Gene Ontology annotation, biological process: protein dephosphorylation. The record is from RefSeq and is a predicted model, not a curated record. Lineage: Eukaryota; Metazoa; Chordata; Lepidosauria; Squamata; Lacertidae.